CUUCGAUUGCUUUCUGUUGUGGUUGUGGGAGACUCGGACACGAGCCCCGCUCUUGCAAAAGGACUUUUGGACAAGCUCCGCCUCAGUCUGCGUCUCUCGCGCUGUGCCGGCUCCUCGCUCCCUUCCCACGAAUCAAGUCGCACGCCUCGUGAUGAUUCACAGCUUGGCUAAAUUCGACCACAGAGGGGCGGAGUAGCAGCAGGUGGCGAGACGCGGGGUGAAUUUUUCCUCUGUAUUUCGUGGGGUUUGCGUUGGUGCGAAUCCUGGUGGCGUUGGCGGUGGCUUGUGAAGCGUUAGCAAGGUGAUUAGGGUUGAGUGGUCAAUGUUCAGAAGCGCUUGUGGAGGAGGCGGUGAUUCUAAGGGCAGGAUUUUGGGGACAAGCAGUCGGGGGAGUGGUACAGGAUUCGACGGGAGCAGGGAAUUUGGUGCCGCUAGGGUUUUGGCUUAGAGGAAUUCUGGUAUGCUUGGCCAAGGGAAGGUGGGUGCUUCGCUUGAAUUAGUGCCCAAUCGUUAAGGAACAACUCUUUAUUCCAAGUGUUACUAGGGAGCAGAUCGCAGUGAACAAGGCCAACAUGGACAACUCUUCUUGGCGUUCGUCCUUGGCGCAUGAUUCUCGUCAAAAAAUAGUGAAAAGAAUCAUGGACACGUUGCAACGCCACAUGCCAGUUGCAGGUCAAGACGGGGUCGAAGAACUGCUGAAGAUCGCUUGGCGAUUUGAAGAGAAGAUCUUCCAAGCAGCAACGGAUCAGCAAGAUUAUCUUCGCAAGAUCUCGCUGAAGAUGCUGUCCCUUGAGACUAAGGCCAACGGCAAUCCGCUCCAACGACCUCCGCCAGGAGCACAGGGAGCAACGGGAGCGCCUGGAGCACCGGGAACAGGUGGUUUGCAGAUGCGAAGUGUAGCUGCUUUGGGUAACGGGGUCCAGCUCGGGGGCCAGAACCAGCAGCAGCAACAGCUCCAGCAGCGGCAACAGCAGCAGCAGCUUUUGACACAAUCUUUGCAGGGCAACGGAGCCGGCGGCAUUCAAACCCCUGCCACUGGGCUGACCUCUAAUCUGUCCGCAAUGACCGGUGUGCCUCAGAAUCCUAUGGCAGCCAUGGCUGGUCAAGUCAUGAAUCCGACGAUGAUGAAUAAUCGCCUACAACAAAUGCAACAGCAGCAGCGACAAGCUGUUCAACAGCAGCAAGUCUCGCAGCAGCAGCAGCAGAACAAUCAACAACAACAAAUUUUGUAUCAGCAGCAGCAAAGGCUGCAGCAACACCAAGCUAUGAUGAAGCAGAAAUUGCAACAGCAGUCACUUCUUCAGCACCAACAGCACCAAUCGCUGCAGCAGCAGCAGCAACAACAACAGGUUUCUUCUUUGCAACAACAGCAACAGCAACCUGUAAGUCAGCUCAUGAAUCAAAACAAUGCAGCGCUGCAGCAGCAGCAGCAGCAGAUGCUUCAACAGCAGAUGAUGCAAUCCAAGCAGCAGCAAGCCCAGCUGCAACAGCAGCAGCAGCAGCAGCAGCAGCAACAGCAGCAGCAACAACAGCAAUCUCAGCAGCAGCAGGUUGCUACACCUACUCAAUCGCAACAGUCGCAACAAUCACAACCUAUUGGUCAGCAGCCUGGACAGCAGGGUCAACUUGGACAGCAGCAGUCUGGGUCAAAUCAACAACCGCAGCAGCGUAUUGGACAGUCAGGCGGCCUGCAGCAGCAGCAACAACAACAGCAGCAACAGCAGCAGCAGACAAACAUGCUACUUCAAGCUCAACAACAGCGUGCCAUUCCUGACACUUCUACAGCAUCUGUUGAGUCAUCAGCUCAAUCUGGGCCUACAGGAGCUGCUGCAGGGAAUGUAGAUCAACGUGAACUUGUCUGGAACAAGCUUCAACUUUUGAAGGAUAAGUAUCUGCAAGAUAUGACCGAGUUGUUUAGGAUGCUUUCGACUCGUAGCACUCAGCCUAUGCCUGCUGAGCAAUUGCAAAAGUUGAAGCAUUACAAAGAUGUCCUGCAUCGAAUGAUCCCCUACCUGCGUGUUCCCAAAGACAGAGUACCUAAAGAGUUCAAUCAAGAUAAAGUGGAUGCUUUUGAAAAGCAAAUUGUGAGUAUUAUGGAAACUUUCAAGAAGAGACGGCAGCCCCAAGCACCCCUACCUGCUGGGCCUACUGUUUCCGGUCCGCCUCCUACACAACAGACACCAGCUCAGGCAGUCCCUGCUCAGCAUCCUGACCAAGUUAGUAUGGCGCAAGCAUCACAGCAACAGCCAUCUCAAAUGCUGCAGAAUGGUCAACCACUUCAACAAAUUCCAAGUAAUAGCCAAGGAAUUCAAUUAGUUCAGCAGCAGCAGCAGCAGCAACAACAACAGCAUCAGCAACAGCAUCAGCAACUUCAGCAGCAGCAGCAUCAACAGCAACUUCAGCAUCAGCAGCAGCUUCUUUCACAGAUGCAGCAAGAGAAGCAGGUUCAGCAUCAGCUGGCUGGGAUAGGUUCACAGGCUGCAGGAACCAUGAUCCAGCCCACUAAUAAUGCACUAACAUCACUUCAACAAAAUCCAGGGACCUUACAGCAGACGCUUGCAGGGGCCCCGUUGCAAACAACUGUGGUGCCUACAUCACAGUCUGUUGGAGCUGCAAUGCCCACAAGCAGUACAGGGUCAAUGGGACAAAGUGCACUGACCAGCUUGUCGGCGAAUCCCAAUGUACCUGGCAAUGCCUCGCAAUCUGGUAUGAACCUACCGCAGUCCGACGGAGUCAGUUCGCAAUCUGGGGUGAAUACUUAUCAGCAAAGCCUCAAUAAUACAUUACAGCAAAGUGUGGUCGGAGGGUUACAGCAGAAUGGUAGCAGUGUUACUUCGUUGCCGAAUCAAAAUAAUGCACUUCAGCAGCAGAUUCUGAAGCAGCAGCAAGAGCAGCAUCAGCAGCAGCUUCUGCAAGCCCAACAUCAGCGCAUGAUCCAGCAGGAUCUGCAGCAACGGAAUCUGCAGCAACAACAGCAGCAAAUGUUGCAGCAACAGCAACAGCAGCGUCAGAUUCAGCAAAAUCACCAGAAGAACCAGGUUGCCCAGCUUCAAGCGUUGCAAGCCCAGCAGCAGCAGCAGCAGCAACAGCAACAGCAACUGCUAGAUCCAUAUGCAGAUGUGAAGAUAGAUGCUUCCCUUAAGGCUAAACAAGCUUCCGUCAAGCAGGCAUUGUUACAGCAGCAGCAGCAGCAGCAACAACAACAACAACAACAGCAGCAGCAGCAACAGCAACUUAAACAGAGGCAUAUCAUGCAAUUUCAGCAGCAACAGCAGUCUCAGAAGACUGGAUCUCCUCAACUGGUGACUUCUCCUCAAAUAUCGCAAGUGAUGUCGCCCCAACCUGAUCAAGCUUUUAAUGCCAUGCAGAUGCAUAAGACGGGCACACCGCCACAAUCAUUUCGGAUACCAUCCCCUUCAGCACUUCCAACCACGCCAACUCAAGACGAUGCAGAUCAUAAGGGUCUUACACCUGCCCCGAGCAGUGGAACACCAGGCACAGUACAGGCUUUCCAAACAGCUAUUCGUAACACUCCUGGUAUGUCCGGUUCAAUCAAUACUCCUGGUAUGUCGGUGUCUCCACUAAUGGAGAACACAUUGUCCCCAAGCCCUGCCCAGUUACUGAUGGUUCAUGAUGCUGCCCAAGCGUUUUCUCCUGGGACGCCACUUAUGGAUAAGACCAACUCAACGGAACCUCCGCUUGAGCGAUUGAAGAGAAAGGUUGACUCCAUGCCAAGGGAAAUCCUUAAGAAAGCGGUAAAUGAGAUGAAUGAUAUGGUCAGCUGUGGAGAUAAACUGGGAGCCUCUGCUCCAGGUACUGGUUCUCGCGCUGCAAUCGGGGAAGAUCUAUCAGCUAAGACAAGAUCAACGAUGCAGGCCCGAGCUCUCUCACACGAUAAUUGCAAUGUCUCAAAGAAGAGGCGACGUGUAGAUUCCAUAGCUCUAAACAUGAUAUCUUCUGAUGGAACAAUCUCCAACACUCUGCACAGGUCUUGCUACAACACAGAUGCUGAGAAUCAUAUGGUUUCACAUAUCAACAGCCCUCUGGUGAAGAUUACAGCUAGUUUGGAGGAGGAGAUAAGGGACAUCAAUAGCCGCUUGAUUGAUACGGUUGUUGAAGUCAGCCCAGAGGCUACAGAGGAGAAUGCUGCACAGGGCGGAAAUGGCAUUGUGCUUUCUUGUUGUUACAAGGGCAAUGCCUUGAGUCCAAAUAUAUCUUUUCUUCAAUCUAAAGAAUAUGCCCUGGUAUCAAGGGCAUCUCUGUAUUUGACAGUGCCACCUACGUACCCUGUACAUUUUCCGGAUAUUUGGUUUGAUCAAUCAAACCCUCAAGCGAAUCACCAUUGUUUCAAGGGAGCACGAGAGGAAUUUAUGAGGAACCUCCGUUGCUUGCCUCCACCCGUAUCUCUUGCUUCCAUUGCAACUAGCUGGGAUGAGUGUGCUCGAAAAUCAUUAACUGAGUAUGCUCAUCAGCAAGGUGGUGGCAGCUUUACCACUGCAUAUGGUACAUGGGAGACGACGGCUCAUCAAAUUGCAUGCUAAUCAAUUUUUUGAAGCCAUAUUGGUCCUCCCUAGUUACUGAAACACUAAGUAAGCAAGGUGAGUGAGUUUUUGAGAACGUUUGGUAUAUUAUUGUAUAGCUAUGGGAAUGUUUGUUGCCUUUCCUAUUUGUUAAGGUGUGGGAGAGUAAUGGCCCAUAGUAUCCUAUUGCAUGCGUCUCAAUAUAUCCUGAGGGAUUUGCAUUGAUUUAGUUGUGAUAGGGGUAGAAUCAUCAAUUUUUUGUAGAUAGCGUACCAGCAAGGGGCGCUGCUUGGAAUCGCCAGUAGCCGUCUUGUUCUAGAUUGCAAGUAAAUGUACAAAGCUUUUCAUAGUAGUUAAAAGGUUAAUGAUAAUUAUUAAAUUCGAGAA
This is a messenger RNA of Physcomitrium patens, 4907 nucleotides long. Lineage: Eukaryota; Viridiplantae; Streptophyta; Bryopsida; Funariales; Funariaceae. The record is from RefSeq and is a predicted model, not a curated record.